This is a messenger RNA of Cryptotermes secundus, 1205 nucleotides long. RefSeq names its product histone-lysine N-methyltransferase SETMAR-like. The transcript has a single exon. Lineage: Eukaryota; Metazoa; Arthropoda; Insecta; Blattodea; Kalotermitidae. The record is from RefSeq and is a predicted model, not a curated record. Bases 149 to 1198 code for a protein of 349 amino acids. Gene Ontology annotation, molecular function: nucleic acid binding.
AGACAGGUGGCGUUGCUGAGGGAAGUUGGCUUUACCGUCGUGUACUGCCAUCUGUCAAACGACCCCAUACUAAAUUUCAGACUGAUUCAUAGGUUAGUUUUUAUUUGGCAGCCAGUUGCAUCAGACGUGUUUUGUCUUUCUUGAUACAAUGGAGAAAGUGCAAUAUCGAUCCGUAAUUCGCUUUUUAUUUUUGGAUGGAAAAACAUGCGAAGAAAUAAAAGCGAAGUUGGAUGCCGUCUAUGGGGACCCUUCACCAUCUAUGACAACCGUGAGAUAUUGGUUCAACGAAUUUAAACGUGGUCGUACAUCUGUUUUUGACGAGGAGCGGCCGGGCCGCCCGGCAGACGUCGUUACCGAGGAAAUCGUUGAAAAGGUCCAUGACAUGAUUCUCGCUGAUCGCCGAACUAAAGUGCGCGAAGUAGCAGAGGCCAUAGGUGUGUCGUACGGAACGGCACUCAAUAUUUUACAUGAUAACUUAAGUAUGAGAAAGGUGUCAGCCCGAUGGGUGCCGCGGUUGCUCACGGUGGACAACAAGCGGAUACGGCUGUCAAUGUCGAAGCAGUGUUUGGACCUCUUUAAGCGAAAUUCGCAGGAGUUUUUGCGUCGAGUCGUCACCGUUGAUGAAACCUGGAUACAUUAUUAUACGCCAGAGACCAAGCGACAGUCAAAACAAUGGAUUUUUCCGGGUGAAUCUGCUCCGAAGAAGGCAAAGACGGUCCCAUCGGCCGGAAAGGUCAUGGCCACGAUUUUUUGGGAUUCGAAGGGAAUAAUCCUCAUGGACUUUUUGCAGAAAGGAAGAACGAUCACGGGGCAGUACUACAGUGAAUUAUUGGACCGAUUCGAUAAGAAAUUGAAGGAGACACGGCCCCAUUUGGCUAAGAAAAAGGUGCUGUUUCACCACGAUAACGCACCAGCACAUUCAUCUGGAAUUGUCGUAGCCAAAUUGCAUGAACUGCACUAUGAAUUGCUGCCACACCCACCGUACUCGCCUGACCUGGCUCCCUGUGACUUUUUUCUGUUCCCCAACAUGAAAACAUGGCUCGGGGGAAAAAAAUUCAGCUCAAACGAGGAGGUUAUCGCCGAGACAGAAGCGUAUUUUGAAGAGUUUGACAAAUCGUAUUUUUUGGAGGGGUUAAAGAAAUGGCAGAAACGUUGGGAAAAGUGUAUCGACCUGAAAGGAGAUUACGUUGAAAAAUAAAAAAAAA